Molecule: messenger RNA, 1236 nt
Organism: Rhineura floridana
Lineage: Eukaryota; Metazoa; Chordata; Lepidosauria; Squamata; Rhineuridae
Product: protein FAM47E-like
Exons: 7
Coding region: 1-1236 (411 amino acids)
Source: RefSeq, a predicted model, not a curated record
AUGCCCUUUCAAUGCUUUCAAAAGCAUUCCCUUAACAAAUCCAGGCUCUCAGAUUCCUUAAAUGGCCAGCGCUGGCGGUUCCUGCAAAGCGGGCUGGAUGAUUUCCGAGAAGGCUUCCCACCUCCUUGUGACAAUAUUGUCAACCAACGCACGAAGGGACCCAUCCCUAUUAUUCUCCCUAGUAAACCUGAGAGGUUGGGCAGGAUACAGCAGAGGACCAAAAGGAUGCCCACCAAGCCCCAGACUAACACCUCCAAACUCAGCCCAAUGCUACAAGCCAGAAAGGAAUGCAUCGCUCACAUAGAGUACUGCCUCAGCCAACAUCUGUUAGCGCUCUACCCUCAUUUGGAAGAAAGCAUCCCUCCGGAGCUAUUCAAGGAGGUUUUAAGUGUCCUGGACCCAGAGAUGCUUGCGGAGAGUGAAGAAGCUGAUGUUGAAGUUAAACAGGAGAGUCAAACUCCUUCUGCAAUUCCAUCUCAGUCAGAAGACAAAAGAAAGAGACAAACAAGGGCCAAGCUGAUCAGCAGCAAGGACCCCAAAGGCAAGGACCCUUAUAAGUGGUUUUCUAAAACAGAAGUUGCAGCAAGAGAAAGGGAGGCCAGGCUGAAUUACAUUCCUCCCCUCGAUGAGAAUGUAAAACAAGCCACAAAGGAGUUUUGCAGAUGGUUUGAUUCUCUGGGCGGAAAGAAACAUGACGUUGAUGAAUCCACCAUUAUAAGUCUCUUUGAUGCAAGUUAUGAGACCAGGCCCCCCUCCUCUGUUCCGAUACAUGUUGUGGAGCUGCACGAUUUGCCCACCGAGCUGCGGAAGUAUGUUGGAAUGCCACCUCCUCAGAGCACCCUGAACAGCAGUGCUCAGCAAGGUAGCCAUUCCAAGGAAUCUUGCCAAUCCAAAAGGGACAAGAUCAGGUAUGGUGCCUGGUACCUGGACCCAAAGACCUGGAGAAAACAGAAAGUGAAUGAACCUUUAGAAGAUCCAAGAUCAAAAGAAGCAAGCAUCAGGAAUUCAAGGAGGGCGUUAAGUGAAAAGGAUAUGGAGAUCAUGCAACUUCAUGGAACUCGUGCUUUUAAGGAAUUUCUUGAAGAAAAAGGAUCCCGGAUACCAGACUUCUUGCAACAAAUACUGGCUGCAGAAGAAGCGUCUGGACCAAACAUGGCGGCACUGAAGGGCUCCAGAAAUGGAUUUCAGAGAUGUGAAGAGCUCAGAGAAGAUUCUUCGUCAACAGUGGAGAAUUAA